Messenger RNA from Dibothriocephalus latus, 426 nucleotides. Lineage: Eukaryota; Metazoa; Platyhelminthes; Cestoda; Diphyllobothriidea; Diphyllobothriidae. The record is from the annotation of a GenBank genome assembly.
GAGCCUGACGCCUGCGAUUCGGAGCUGCGCGAAACACCAAAUUUACCAGGCUCACAGCGACGCCUACUCGCAACACCAACGAAAAAAUCAGUCCCGGCAGCGAUUAAGAAGCAGCCACAAAAACCUGUCGAUAAACCCAAAAAUAUGCAGGUUAAAAAGACUGCAGUGCCCGAAAAGAACAAACCCCAGGCCCCGGUUCCACAACCCAAACCAAAGGUCCCGAUCAAACCUGUCAAGCAAAAGCCAGUCGUCCAACGGCCAAAUAAAUUCGUGCCCACAUUUGAAGAUCACGACUGUGAUGGCAUUCCUGAUGAUGAAGACGAAGACAUCGAUAAUGAUGGCCUUCUCGACAGGACCCAGGACUCUGAUCACGACGGUCUACUGAACCAUAUUGACGACGACGAUGACAAUGAUGGUAUGCGUUGA